AUGAUAAUGAAUGAACAACUUCUAAAACAAAAUGAAGUACUACAUGUUAUUGAAACAUUGAUUACUAAAUCAAAAGAAGAUCAUACACUGAUGUAAGCAAGAUUAGAUCGACUCGUCAGACAUAAAUAGUUCAAAAUUAAAUCAAAAUCUAUUAUAUAUUUGAAACAAACUCCUCC
This is a messenger RNA of Didymodactylos carnosus, 176 nucleotides long. The record is from the annotation of a GenBank genome assembly. NCBI's taxonomy places the organism in Eukaryota, Metazoa, Rotifera, Eurotatoria, Philodinida, Philodinidae.